This is a messenger RNA of Marmota monax (woodchuck), 1791 nucleotides long. Its product is annotated as cyclin-dependent kinase 20-like. NCBI's taxonomy places the organism in Eukaryota, Metazoa, Chordata, Mammalia, Rodentia, Sciuridae. Gene Ontology annotation, molecular function: cyclin-dependent protein serine/threonine kinase activity; ATP binding. Gene Ontology annotation, cellular component: nucleus. Gene Ontology annotation, biological process: protein phosphorylation. The record is from RefSeq and is a predicted model, not a curated record.
AAAAACUAAGGGCUGAUGGACCAGUACUACAUCCUGGGCCGCAUCGGGGAGGGCUCCCACGGCGUCAUCUUCAAGGCCAAGCACAUAGAGACUGGCGAGAUCGUUCCCCUCAAGAAGGUGGCCCUGCGGCGGCUAGAGGAUGGCAUCCCCAACCAGGCCCUGCGGGAGAUCAAGGCUUUGCAGGAAAUUGAGGAUAAUCAGUAUGUGGUGCAGCUGAAGGCCGUGUUCCCGCAUGGUGCAGGCUUUGUACUGGCCUUCGAGUUCAUGCUGUCAGACCUGGAAGAGGUGGUGCAUGCCCAGAGGCUGCUGGCUCCAGCACAGGUCAAGAGCUACCUGCAAAUGCUACUCAAGGGUGUGGCCUUCUGCCAUGCCAACAACAUUGUGCAUCGGGAUCUGAAAACUGCCAAUCUGCUCAUCAAUGCUUCAGGCCAGUUCAAGAUAGCAGACUUUGGUCUGGCCUGGAUCUUUUCUCCUGAUGGCAGCCGCCUCUACACACACCAGGUGGCUACCAGGUGGUACCGAGCCCCUGAGCUCCUGUAUGGUGCCCGCCAAUAUGACCAGGGCGUUGACCUAUGGGCUGUGGGCUGCAUCAUGGGGGAGUUAUUGAAUAGGUCCCCUCUUUUCCCCGGAGAGAACGACAUUGAACAGCUUUGCUGUGUGCUUCGCAUCUUGGGCACCCCUAGCCCUCAAGUCUGGCCAGAGAUCACAGAGCUGCCAGACUACAACAAGAUCUCCUUUAAGGAACAGGCGCCAGUGCCCCUGGAGGAGGUCCUGUCAGACGCCUCUCUUCAGGCCUUGGACCUGCUGGGUCAGUUCCUCCUCUACCCUCCUUUCCAGCACAUUGCAGCCUCCCAGGCUCUCCUGCAUCAAUACUUCUUCACAGCUCCCCUUCCUGUCCACCCAUUUGAGCUGCCAAUUCCCCAGCACCCAGGGGGGCCUGCUCCUAAGGCCCACCUGGGACCUCCUCAUGUCCAUGACUUCCAUGUUGACCGGCCUCUUGAGGAGUCGCUGUUGGAUCCAGAACUGAUUCAGCCCUUUAUCCCAGAGGGGUGAGACGCUGGCACAAGUCCUGCCUAUCCCCCAGAAGUACCUGGGCUGCUUGUUUGUCCGCCUUCUGCCUGAUUCCACCUUCCCGGGCCUUCCCAGGGCCACACUGGACACUCUCCACACUAGCCUUUCUCCCACUGUGGCCUGCUCCUUAACCUCCAUGACGGGGGUUCCGGGGUUCCAAGGAGGCAAAGGUCACGUUUCAGCCAAGGCAAUGAGGAUGUCUAGCCAAGCAGAGGAGGAGACCAUGGCCUCCAUUAUGCUGCAUACUGUCCAGGAGCCACCCAUGCAGUGGCACUGCCUCCUCCAGGACAUUCCUAUUAGAAGCAUCUGGGAAGUGCAGAGAGAAAGGUAUCUUCAUGUUAGGAACCUGAGUGGGCAGGUAGGUUUGUUUUGGUUCUCAGAGACAGUGAGCAUUCUUAAUUCAGGAUUUAAGAUUUACAUAAAAGCCCCAAAUGACUUUGCCUAUGUCUCAACCUCCUCUGUUUCUACUAAGGGAGAUGGUAGAAGUGACAGUGUCUCCUGGCCCUCACCUGAAAGGUGACUGCAAGCACAGCUGCUUUUGCCCUGAGGGCUUCCUGUGGCUUCAUGUGACUGAGUGCUUAUUUGGAAAUGAGGUAGAGGGAAGUCUAGGUCCAGGGAUGGGCAGGUUGGGGAUUCAGCAGCAAAGUCUUCGCCUGUUAGGAUGUUACUAAGGAUGAGGGUGAACCAAAGCAGCAGUGCAAGUAAGGAAACCUGGCAGAC